AUGGCCCGAUCAGCUUGGCUUCCCCUUUUUGUUCUACAUGUCCAACUAUUCUUCAUGAGUUUAUUUGCGUGGCCCACAAGCCAUGCAAUUUAUGAUACUGUUGACUCCCAGUUGGCGGUCGACGCUGGCACAAGAACAAAUAAAACCUCGAUCUUCAUAGGGAGAAAGAGGGUCUUCGACUUGACCAUUACGUGGGAGAAUUAUACCCCAGAUGGUUUUACUAGGAAGAUGAUGCUGGUCAAUGGACAAUCGCCUGGUCCCCUCAUCGAUAUCAAUGAGGGAGACAGAGUAUCUGUCACUGUUUUUAACAAUUCUCCAUUCAACACGACAAUUCACUACCAUGGAAUAGAAAUGGCCGAUACUCCUUGGUCAGACGGCGUUCCAGGAGUAACGCAACGGCCGAUAAGACCGGGUGGCAGUUUCGUUUACGAGUUCAAGGCAACUCAGUAUGGUAGCUAUUGGUAUCAUUCCCACUUCCAUGGCCAGAUCGAAGACGGGCUCCUCGGCCCCAUAUUGGUCCGUCCAAGGAGAGACAAGCUUAAGCCAUUUCACCUGAUUUCAACAGAUGUCAAGAUUCAAAGACGUCUGGAGGAGGCCGAACGAGCAAUCAAACCACUUCUUGUGUCUGAUUUUACGCAUCUGACAUCCGAUGAGAAAUGGAAAAUGACACAGGAGGCUGGCAUAGAGAUCUCAUGCUAUGACUCUAUCCUAUUUAACGGCAAGGGGCAUGUUCAAUGCCCAAAUAUAAACGACUUGAAUAAGCACCUGAGCCAAAUACAGCGAGAGUAUUUGGGCACAGUACCAGGAGCAUCAAUUACGGACAAAGGCUGCCUCCCUGCUUCUGCGUUGAUCAAGUUUGGUGGUGGUAGCGGUGAUGAGGACGCAUUACCCAAAACUGUUUUUUCGGGGUGCAAAACAACGAAGGGUUCAAUCGAAACUAUCGAGACACGAGAACCGGAUGAUAUAAUAGGCGAGUGGGCCGCUAUCGACAUCAUUGGAGGCUUCAGCUUUAUCACCGCAGUUAUGUCCAUCGAUGAACACGACAUGUGGGUAUAUGCCGUGGACGGCUCCUACGUUGAGCCACAAAAGGUCCAAGCGAUAACUGUGUCCAAUGGCGACCGGUAUUCGGUAUUUGUAAAUGUGAAGAGUGCCGGAAAAUUCAAGAUUCGCUGCAGCUCGGUCAACAUAGCCCAAAUCCUCAUGGGACACGCAAUACUAUCAGUCGGUAGCAAGAACAGCACCAGCGUCUCUACUCCUCACAUCGAUAUAGCCGGGAGGCCUACCUCUCCAGAAGUCAAAUAUUUCAACCAAGAUAUUGCAUAUCCAUUUCCGCCUGAGUUUGUUGCUGCCAAAGCUGACGCUUUCUUUCCGCUCAGCAUGCAGGUGGAUGGUGCUUCUUACCUUUGGGCUAUGAACCACACGCGGCUAAUGCCCACGGAUAUUGAUGCAGCUGUGGAGCCUGUACUCUUCGGGCCAGCUGUUGAUAGACAGAACAAUGUUACUAUCACCACCAAGCUCAAUACCUGGGUAGACCUUUUGUUUUUUACUGGCAGCGAGCCUAUGCCUCCGCACCCGAUUCACAAGCAUGGGAACAAGAUGUUCCAAAUUGGGUCCGGAAUAGGCCACUUCAGAUGGAACUCGACCGAAGAGGCAAUCAAUGAUAUACCAGAGAAUUUCAACCUGGUCAACCCCCCCAAAAGGGAUGGGUUUGCGUCGCUAACCGCGUUCGGCAAUGUGACUUGGAUAGUCGUGAGAUAUCAUGUCACGAACCCUGGGGCUUGGCUACUACAUUGCCAUAUUGACAAUCAUCUUCAAGGUGGCAUGAUGAUGAUUAUCCAGGAUGGAGUUGACCACUGGCCUCGGGUGCCAGACUAUUACCUUUCUUAUGGACAACACGAGUAA
Messenger RNA from Fusarium tjaetaba, 1902 nucleotides. RefSeq names its product multicopper oxidase. The transcript has 3 exons. Gene Ontology annotation, molecular function: oxidoreductase activity; copper ion binding. The record is from RefSeq and is a predicted model, not a curated record. NCBI's taxonomy places the organism in Eukaryota, Fungi, Ascomycota, Sordariomycetes, Hypocreales, Nectriaceae. Bases 1 to 1902 code for a protein of 633 amino acids.